This is a messenger RNA of Drosophila eugracilis, 1039 nucleotides long. RefSeq lists its product as uncharacterized. The transcript has 3 exons. Bases 136 to 924 code for a protein of 262 amino acids. The record is from RefSeq and is a predicted model, not a curated record. NCBI's taxonomy places the organism in Eukaryota, Metazoa, Arthropoda, Insecta, Diptera, Drosophilidae.
AAUAGUGAGAAAGUAAAACAAAAAAGAUAAUUUUAUCAAAUUCUUAUUUUUGAACAUCCGACCAGGGAUGAAAUUCUAAGAUAUCGAUAAUAGGCAAACAGCUGUUCUUUGUUUACAUUUAAGUUGUUUAUUAAAAUGUCUUCGAAAAGAGUUCGAGGGAAAAACUUUUCUGAGCAAGAAAAGCAUGCCCUCAUUGAUUUAGUGCUAUUAAACAAGGAUAUUCUGCAGGACAAGAAGAAGGAUGCCGCAACUUGGCGGCGAAAAGCAGAAACGUGGAAGCGUCUAACCAUAGAAUUUAGGGCCCAAACGGGGACCGAUCGAUCAUGCGCUGCGCUUCGGGAGAAAUACGAUAAUAUGAAGAAAAAUUUCCGGAAUAAAUACAGAGGAGUUAAAAACUGGGACAAGGAAAAGGAGCCCAAUAGUGCUGGAAAUUCGUGGUGUUCCAUGUCGUCGACAUCGGAAAACAAUGGUAAAUAUAAUCGAGAAAUCGCCGCCACACCGCUGGAAACCCAGUUUGACAGUAAUGGAAAUUUUCAGUUAUUAAAUGUUGCCAAAGAAAAAAAUCGUUCAAUUAGUUCGAAAAAUUCUGACAUGUCCCUUUUACAACAAGAAAAUAUGGACGACAUUGGGGAACCCGAAAUAGACAGCUUGGAGUCUUUACAAGAUUGGGCGACAAACGAAUUCCGGGAAUUCGGUUUCUCAAGUUUGCAGGAAAGUGUUGAGCAGGAGCAGUUGAAAUUUCUUAAAUUACAACAGCAAUAUUUUAGAGACCAAAAUUCGAGAGCUGCUGAGAAACAUAAAUACGAAGUAGAGAAACACACUGCUGAACUACAAAUUGCACAAUUAAAUAAGCAAUUAAUUGAAUUGGAAAUUGAACUGAAACGUGAUGAACUGUCUAGAAUUAAGACAAGAACUUUAAGUUAGUCUAACUUCUCUUAUAGGUUAAUAUAUUCCGAUCACUUCACUUUGAUUGUUUUUACGUACUAAAAUUUAAGUAGUUUAAAUAUAUCAUUUAAUAACUAUACAUUUUAAUUAAAAA